Molecule: messenger RNA, 1007 nt
Organism: Macrobrachium nipponense
Lineage: Eukaryota; Metazoa; Arthropoda; Malacostraca; Decapoda; Palaemonidae
Product: pro-resilin-like
Exons: 2
Coding region: 63-815 (250 amino acids)
Cellular component (GO): extracellular region
Molecular function (GO): chitin binding
Source: RefSeq, a predicted model, not a curated record
ACAUCACUCAGUCGAUCACCUCUGUAGAUCCUGGUCCAUCCCAGCGAUAUACACCACCAACGAUGAAGGCCUUUGUAGUGUUUGCUCUUCUCAGCCUCGCAGCUGCUGACAAACGUCCUUCUCCUCCUUCCAAUGGUUAUGGAGCUCCUCCAGCUCCUCCAAGCAACGGCUAUGGAGCUCCUCCAAGCAAUUCCUAUGGCCCACCUAGGAACUCCUACGGAGUAGAUCCUCUUGCUGAAUUGGCACAGAACAUUCCUGGUGGAGGAGUUCCUGGAGAAGACUACCCAAUUUUGGCCUCCGUCCCAGAUACCGGUUUUUCCUGCGAUGCUCAGAAUGUCCCUGGUUAUUAUGCCGACACCGAUCGUGAGGCUGGCUGCCAGGUCUUCCACAUCUGCCAGGACAGGCCCAAUGGUCGCCGUCAGCAGGACUCCUUCCUCUGCCCCAACGGCACCAUCUUCAACCAACAGUACCUCGUCUGUGACUGGUGGUUCAACUUCGACUGCGCUGACGCUGAAGACUUCUACUCAGUCAACGAGCAGAUUGGCGUCGUUGUCUACGACCCUUAUGGCAGAAGUCACAACGGUAACGGCAAUGGCAACGGUAACAAUGGUUAUGGUUCAAAUGGCAACGGAAAUGGAAGAAAAAACAAGAAUGGUAAGAACAAUGGAAAUGGCAAAAAGAAUGGAAACCAAAAUGGUAACGGUUAUGGUUCCAAUGGCAAUGGCGCACCUGCCCUUCCCAGCAAUGGAUAUGGAGCCCCAGCUGCUCCUAUGAAUGGCUACGGACCACCAGCUGUUUCUAUGAAUGGAUAUUGAGCCCCUCAACGUUCGGACUCAUAUGGAGCUCCAUUCUGAGUCAGAUUCCUCAUCGCUAUCCUUAAUUCGAUCACCCAGCUUUGAUAAACGAACAAAUAACUAUAGACAGUUGCUUCAAAAGGACCUAUGACCCGCCAACAUAAAUGUUUAUCCAUAAAUGUAUAUUUUUGUAUUGUAAAUAAAAAUGAAUAA